This is a messenger RNA of Paramacrobiotus metropolitanus, 2134 nucleotides long. RefSeq lists its product as uncharacterized. Lineage: Eukaryota; Metazoa; Tardigrada; Eutardigrada; Parachela; Macrobiotidae. Gene Ontology annotation, molecular function: DNA binding. The transcript has a single exon. The record is from RefSeq and is a predicted model, not a curated record. Gene Ontology annotation, biological process: DNA recombination; DNA integration. The coding region runs from base 1403 to 2035 and encodes 210 amino acids.
UACGCCAUCCAUUGUAAUAAUUUUCAAAAAAGGUUGGGAGCGCGCAAAAGUUUUAGCAAAAGUACUCCAGUUUGAAUAUAACGACAUCAGGUCAUUUUUGCCUAAGUUAAGUGUUAGUUAAUCCAUUAACUAGAGUUAAAAUCCGGGUGACCUGUUUUUGCUCUCUGGCUGUCAUUGUUUCGCUGACCUACAAUGUUAUUUUUCCCGGAUACGAUGUCCUUAUCAUGCUAACCUGACUGACUGCAGAAUUCAUUCUCGAUUAUCGCCACUAGCGUAACUUGACUAUUUUGUUAAACUGACGACUGUGUAACGUGUGCAAUUUUUUCUUACUGUAACGUGUGAAAUCCUGGACACACUCCAAGCUUGGUCGAACCGUACCCACUGUACUGCAUCAGAGCUCCAAAGCUUGAUCGGCACGCUGCAGUUCGCCUCUAAAUGCGUACCAACCAGUCGCCUAUUUACCCGCCGGCUCAUCCGGCUUCUAUCUGAACAACAUGGCCAGCGCUCACUGAACCUCUCACCUGACUUCCACCGGGACAUCCAGUGGUGGCUCACCUUCCUUCCAAAAUGAAACGGCACAGCCUCUUUUAUUAAACAAUCGUGGAGUACCUCCGACAUCUUCAACCUGUACACCGACGCCUCCGGCACUACUGGCCUCGGGGCGUACUUCAGUGGUGAAUGGUUCCAACAGCGUUGGCCCACCUGGAUUCAUGACCUCUCUGUGCCAAUCCAGUACUUGGAAAUGGUCCCGAUCUUGCUUGCAAUGCUUGUUUGGGGGAAGCGGUUGUGGUGCUGGAAGAUUAUCUUCCACACCGACAACGAGGGCGCGACGCUGGCGUGGGAGAGUCUGAAAUCCACCAAUCCAGGCGUGCUUGACCUCAUGCGUCGCAUGACGGCUGCAGCCGCGGAUAACAACAUGACGUCAGAGGUGUGGACAAGGUGUGGACAACGGCAUAGCUGAUGCACUAUCUCGUUUCCAGGUUUCCCGUUUCCGACGUCUCGCACCGCUAGCAGCCGCUCAUCCAACGCCGUGCCCGAACAUCUUCGACGAUCUUCGACAAACCUACGGGAUAUCCCAUCACUGAGCCGUCUCUUGGAAGCCCACAUCGCAACGUCCACACGAUCCACUUACCGCGCCGGCGCAACACGCUUUACCAACUACUGCGCCACACACCGUCUUAUUCCACUGCCAGCACAUCCUACCACAGUCGCCCGAUUCAUCGCCAGCUUACAUGACGAAGGCGCCAGCGUAAAUACUGCCAAAGUUUACGUGGCCGCCAUCCAUAACCUACACCGCGAAGCCGAUGCGGAAAGUCCAGCCAAUGCCGACAUCGUGAAACGCACGAUUAGUGGUUUCGUCCGACUGUCGGCGUCCAGUCCAGACAAAAGGUUACCGAUCAACAUGCACUUAAUGCGUCAGCUGAAGGACCGCUUACGACUCAGCUCGCUGCACACCGUCGACGCUAGCAUGCUGUGGUGUGCCUUCACGAUGGCAUUCUUUGGUUUUCUGCGGAUAAGCGAGCUCGUCUCACCAUCACCGACGUCUCAUGACCGCCAUCGCACUCUGCUGUCGCGUGACGUGAAGACGGAAGACGAUGCCAUUACAGUGUGCAUUAAACGUUCGAAAACUGACCAACUUGGGAGUUGCGUUGUACUUCGCUUGAACGCGACUAACCGCUCGGUUUGUCCGGUGCGAGCAUACGAACGCUACAACCACAGCCGCACCACCAAAGCCUGCGCGGAUGGUCCACUCUUCACCUUUCGCGCAGGUCAACACCUCACACGAGCUUCCGUGCUGCAUCACAUCCGGAAGCUGCUCUGGGACCACACUGAACGCGACCGCCUAAACACCCACAGCUUUCGCAUUGGAGCCGCCACCACCGCAGCCGACGAAAACAUCCCUGAGCCGGAUAUUAUGCGAGCCGGACGAUGGAAGAGCACCUGUGUGCGUCGCUACAUUCGGAAGACCAAUCCCAGCCAAGUAAACCUGUACGGAACGUCUUGUUUGGGGGCAAGUGGCCAGAAGGAAGGUUAGAGGGAGCAAUGGGCGCGCGUCUUCGACCUCCUAAUCGAAACGGCGACAUCUGUCCGCUCUGGCCUUCUUCUCGGCUUCCCAUCCCAUAUCCGGCACUCG